Molecule: messenger RNA, 1240 nt
Organism: Austrofundulus limnaeus
Lineage: Eukaryota; Metazoa; Chordata; Actinopteri; Cyprinodontiformes; Rivulidae
Product: afadin- and alpha-actinin-binding protein
Biological process (GO): intraciliary transport involved in cilium assembly
Cellular component (GO): centriolar satellite; ciliary basal body
Source: RefSeq, a predicted model, not a curated record
ACUCCAGGUGGCGGUAAAUGCACCUUAAGUUGGUUUGUCAUCCGCCAAUAAAAGAAGUAGAAGUAUAAGGAUGGCUUCCAGAUUUGGGCAGCAGGAGUUCUUAGAGCCAGGUCCAAAUCUGAACCAGAGUCCUGUCAGCACAUCCUGGUGGGUCAAUAAACAGGAGGACAGAGACAAAGGAGAUGCAGUCAUGGAGCAGCUUAAAGAGAUGAAUGAGCACGUUGCCAGGCUUCAGAACAUGCUGAAGUCGGAACGAGCCAAAAGCUGUCGUCUGCAGCUGCAGUGCCACCAUCAGGAAAUGGAACUGAGGCGUCAGGAGAUGCACAGCAGCAGACUGAAGGAGAGGCUGUCACAGCUGAUUGACAGGCCCAAAGGGAAAGGACCAUUCUGUGAUGGAGACGAUGGAUGUGGAACGACCAGGAGACACAAGACUGGAUGAAACUGAGACAUCUCUUGGUGAACAUGUGACUGGAGGAGUUGUUCAGAGCUGGAGGAAGGUCCAGAAGAAACUGCAGGACCUUUGUGAAGGUCGAACUGCUGCUGGUACGGACCACGACAAACUCAUGGUUCAACUAGAAACGGAGCUGAAAGAAAGUCAGCAUCUCGUCAGAAUGCAGCAGCAACUUCUGCAGAACAGCCUGGUCUCUCCUCUCCCCCUCGAACUGUCGGACUCGUACUUUUUGGAAGAAUGGGAACGUCUUCAGACGUCGUGGGCAGAGCUGAACCAUCAGAGGACUACUUUUGAAAAAGAGCGGCAGGCUUUCACUGACGCUGCCAUUCGACUGAGCCGCGAGCGCCUUGAUUUUGACCAACAGAGAGCCUGUUUUGUGAAGCAGCAGUAUUUGUGUGCGUCGCCACAGAUGGAGAGAAGAUGGAGCUCUGCUUUCAAUUUCUCCAGUGUGGAGCCCACGGACACAUCCGACUGUCUCCCCAUCACUCAGUCGUCCACAGAGUCUGGAAACACUGCUGCUGAAUGCACUGAGGGGCAAGGUCAAGUUCAAAGCCCCAGCACCCCUGAGCUGUACGCUGCCCUCAACUUAACCUGCAGUUGCAGGUCCAGAGAUGCUGAGCAGCAGCCACAGACAUGUGAUGGAGCAGUGGACGGUGUUCACACACCAUGGCCUUCCUAUUUAAAUUGGUCAUUUUAACUUAAAUUUGAUAACACAUUGCUACAUCUGAAAUGUAACGUUUUCUUAUUCUCUUGACAUAAUAAAGACAAACAUGUUUUAUUUUUUUUUAA